Anopheles arabiensis is the source of this 3501-nucleotide messenger RNA. RefSeq names its product heat shock 70 kDa protein 4 (gene Hsc70Cb). The transcript has 6 exons. Gene Ontology annotation, cellular component: cytosol; nucleus. The record is from RefSeq and is a predicted model, not a curated record. Gene Ontology annotation, molecular function: ATP binding; ATP-dependent protein folding chaperone. The coding region runs from base 279 to 2810 and encodes 843 amino acids. Gene Ontology annotation, biological process: protein folding. NCBI's taxonomy places the organism in Eukaryota, Metazoa, Arthropoda, Insecta, Diptera, Culicidae.
UGUUCCGCGCUGGGUUUUCUCACAUCACCAUUAAAUGAUUUGAAGUUGGCAGCGUUUGCACCUAUACUGUGCCUGAAAUCAGAUCAUUAAUUCGUGUGGGAACUUUGGUUCAUCUGUGAAACUGAGCACGAGUGGCAACUACAAUAGUUCUCUGAGAUUUAAUCAACUUAUUUCCAGAUUCUGAAAAUUUCUUCCGCUGUUGUGAAACUUCCUUUGACGGCGCCGAGUCGAAGAAAAAUUGUAAUAAAAUCCAACGAGAUAAUCCAGUAAACCUCAAAAUGUCAGUGAUUGGAAUUGAUUUUGGAAAUGAUUCGUCAUAUGUGGCGGUCGCCAAAGCAGGAGGCAUCGAGACCAUCGCCAACGACUACAGUUUGCGGGCCACACCAUCGUUCGUGGCAUUCGCAGGACGUAAUCGUGUACUUGGUGUUGCUGCCAAAAAUCAACAAGUCACUAACAUGAACAAUACUAUUGGCAACUUUAAGGAGUUGCUUGGCCGUAAGUUCGACGAUCCUCGUGCGCAGGAAGAACUUCGUUCAUUACCGUACCAUACGGAGGCUUUACAAGAUGGUGGUAUCGGAAUAAGAGUCAACUAUUUGGAUGAAGAGCACGUAUUUAGUCCGGAGCAAAUCACGGCAAUGUUAUUCACCAAGUUAAAGGAAGACGCAUUUAAAGAGCUUAAGACUCAAAUCAACGACUGUGUAAUCACCGUACCAUCUUAUUUCACAAAUGCUCAACGUCAAGCCCUUCUUGAUGCGGCAAACAUAUCCGGGCUUAAUGUAUUGCGACUUAUGAAUGAAACUACGGCCACUGCUUUAAGCUAUGGUUUCUACAAACAAGAUUUGCCAGCUCCAGAGGAAAAGCCGCGCAAUGUUAUCUUCGUCGAUUGUGGUCAUGCCUCGUUACAAGUAUCAGCGUGUGCUUUUCAUAAGGGCAAUCUCAAAAUGUUGGCCAGCUGUUCUGAUUCUGUCGGGGGACGUGAUUUCGAUUUAGUCCUCGCAACUCAUUUUAAUAAGGAGUUUCAGACUAAGUACAAGAUUGAUGCUUCAUCAAAGAAAAGAGCUUUUCUGCGUUUGAUGGCGGAAGUUGAAAAACUAAAGAAAAAUAUGUCAGCUAACAGCACAAAGCUUCCGUUAAACAUCGAAUGUUUUAUGAACGAGAUAGAUGUCCAUUCUUCAAUGCAGCGUUCUGAAAUGGAAGAACUUUCGAGUCAUUUGUUCAAGCGAAUCGAGACAACAAUGCGUAAGUUACUGCUUGAUUCUAAGCUUGCGUUAGAAGAAAUCCAUUCGGUGGAAAUCGUUGGUGGAAGCAGUCGCAUUCCCGCCAUAAAGCAUUUAAUCGAACAAAUUUUUGGCAAGCCUGCUAGCACUACUCUAAAUCAAGACGAAGCUGUGUCCCGUGGUGCAGCCUUGCAGUGUGCUAUCCUUUCACCUGCAGUUCGUGUUCGUGAAUUUAGUUGCACGGAUGUUCAGGCCUAUCCAGUCUUGAUAUCCUGGACCGAUACCGAUGGCCCUCAUGAAAUGAAGGUGUUUGAGCAAUAUCAUGCGGCUCCAUUUUGUAGAUUGUUGACCGUUCAUCGCAAGGAACCAAUGACGAUUAAGGUGCAUUAUGAGCCGAAUAGCAUUCCCUAUCCAGAUCCGUUUAUUGGCACAUACCAUGUGAAGGGUAUUAAGCCCGACGCAAAUGGUGAAGCACAAGAAGUGAAAGUAAAGGUUCGCAUUAAUAAUAAUGGCAUUAUUACGGUGUCAAGUGCAACAAUGUACGAACGCAAGGAAAGUGAAGAACCGUCGUCACCUACACCAACCAGUAAUGGAGAUCAACAGAAGACAGGUGAUGCUAAUCAAUCGUCACCGCAAGGAGAUGAGUCUGGCAAGGUUGGAGAACCAAUGGACAUACAAGAGGGUAGCGAUGAUGAGCAUCCUAAAAAAGACUCGAAACCCAACGAUAGUAGUGGAGAGGGUUGGACGCAACGUGUCACCAGAUGGUUCACAUCGGAUAAAAAGAAAAAAGUUACGACUAAACAAGUUGAAUUAACAAUUGAUUCUAAUACACACGGAUUUGUGCAUACAGAGCUAUGUAAAUAUUUUGAAGAAGAGAUGAAAAUGAUUGCAAAUGACCGUCAGGAAAAAGAACGUAUUGAUGCUCGUAACGCCCUUGAGGAGCAGGUGUAUGAAAUUCGUGAAAAAAUUCAAGAAGAUGGCGCAUUGCACGAUUACAUCGAUCCGCAAGACGCGUCGGCAAUUUGUCGGGAGUUAGAAGAAACUGAAAAUUGGCUCUAUGAGGAAGGCGAGUCUUGCGAAAAAGGUGUAUAUAAAGAACGUCUUGAAAAGAUGCGUGCUAAGAUCGACCCGGUUCGAAACCGUUGUGAAGAGUUCAAUGGCCAAGAACAGGCAUUUACAGACCUAGGACAUGCUGUUCAACAAACUUUAAAAGCAGUCGAGCAAUAUCGUGCAAAAGAACCAAAGUAUGAACAUCUUACAGAAACUGAAAUGAUAAAUAUUACUGAGGCUGCACAAAAAGCACAGAAAUGGUACGAAGAGGCGCGAUCGAAAUUGGUCGGUGCUCGCAAAACCGAGGAUCCACCGGUGAAACUUGCUGACAUUCGCCAUGAAACGGUAACCCUAACUACGUGCACGAACUCCGUUUUGAACCGACCUAAACCGAAACCCCCGACCCCACCUGCAGAUCAAAACCAGCAAAACGGUUCUUCUGCAACCGAUGCUGCCAGCCAAGAUACACAAGCGCCAGGGAAUGAUAAUCAAGAUUCUAAUACACCGAAACAAACCACAGAAGAUUCUAUGGAUGUGGAGUAAACUCACCAUCUCAUUUGAUAGCGUUUAACCAACCCUUAGCACAUUUGAAAUGCUAGCAUGAAUUAACUUACGUUUUUAUGUUAGUAGGCUAAUGUUUCUUUUAUCACGCGUGUGAAUGAUUUAGUGGUCACAUUGUUUUCCGAAGAAAUAGUGCGAGAACAUACCUUUUAUUCUUUAAGCUCAUUACCAUCAGAACAUUGCACUAUAGCUUUAGUUGUAAAACUUCAGAAUUAUCAGGCCUCAUUCAGGAAAUGUAUUAAAAAUUCUAGCACCCAACAUAGGAUUACUUUGCUUGCAUAUAAAUGAGAAUGAGUGCUAGAAACCGAAAAUCCCUUACAAACAGCUGUUUACUAUUACUGUGCAAAUAUUAUUACUUUGAACCGUUCCAGUUCGAAUCAGAGCAAAUCUAUAAUUUUUCAUUGGAUAUUUUGAAUGUAACAUUUACAACAAGCUUUGAGAUUUCAAGUGAAAUAUACUUGAUACUUAAAUGUGGUAAGCAAAGCUAACAUAAAUAACUACCAGUGUACUUUCGAAGUUUGACAACAAGCCGACAAUUUUUCCCCAUUUGUGUUUGUAGGAGAAUGCCUUCCUAUAACAUUUAGUUGAUUGGAAAAGUAGGACCUUAUUUACAACUUUUCUUUGUGUAUUCGAACGAGCAUAAUAAAGUACUAAAUUCAACUCAGAAUGAAAA